UUUCUCACAGUUCAGCCCUCAGCUCUGCCUCUUCCACCCUUUCCCGCAGAUCCUCCUCCACCAGCUUUUCCGCAGCUCCCCCACCCCCAUCCCACAGCUCCUCCCAGGUUUCUCACAGUUCAGACCCCAGCUCCACCGCCUCCUCCACCUCACGUAGAUCCUCCUCAACCAGCUUUUCCACAGCUCCAACAACCCCAUCUCACAGCUCAUCCCAGCUUUCUCACAUUUCAGCCCUCAGCUCUGCCUCCUCCACCCUUUCCCGCAGAUCCACCUCCACCAGGUUUUCCACAGCUCCACCAACCCCUUUCCACAGCUCCUCCCCAGCUUUCUCACAAUUCAGGCCCCAGCUACUCCCCCCUGGCUUUCUCCAUUGGUCUCACCCAGAUACUCUCUCCCGCCUCCCACCCCCCAGUACCGCCUUCUCCCCAAGCCCCGCCCCACUUUUUGCCUAGCCCUUCCCACUGGCCACUGGUCAGGAGAUCCCAACCUGCCCUGGUCAUCUUGUGAGCCUCAGUGUCCGUCUCUUAGGGAGGUGAGGACCUUGGUCUGAGAGGACAACAUCAGGUCAUUUGAGGAAGUACACCUGUUCAACUGAGAGCAGAGUCCUACGUCCUGCCAAGAGUCAAGCCUAGAGAAGGUGUGUGCUGCUGAGACACCAAGUCCUCCCCAGAGCCCUCUGGGUUCCUGACUCUGCCUCUGCCAUGGCGGCCCCUGUGUGUAGCCAGUCUGAAGAUGAGGGCUUCAGCAGCCAAGAUGAACAGGAGACAAGCAGCAGAGAGGACUCUGGAGAUGCUGAGUCGUCACUCCAUGAUGCCCUAUAUUUGAAGAUGACUGAACUGGUGGAGUUUCUACUCCUGAAGUAUCGUGCAAAGCAGCCAACUACUAAGGCAGAAAUGCUGAGUAGAGUCAUAAGAAAGUAUCAGGACCACUUCCCUGAGAUCUUCAGCCUAGCCUCUGAAUGCAUGCAGCUCCUCUUUGGCAUUGAUGUGAAGGAAGUGGACCCCAGCAACCUCACCUAUGUCCUGGUCACCACUUUGGGGCUCACAUAUGAUGGGAUGGUGUCCAAUGGGCAAUCCAUGCCCAACACUGGCCUCCUGGUCAUGCUCCUGAGAUUGAUCCUUGCAGAGGGUGACUGUGCCCCUGAGGAGAAUGUCUGGGAAGCACUGAAUGUCAUGGGUGUGUGUGAUGGGAAGGAGCAUUGGAUCUAUGGGGAGCCCAGGGAGCUCCUCACCAAAGUUUGGGUGCAGGAAAAGUACCUGGAGUACCGACAGGUGCCCAACAGUGAUCCUGCACGCUAUGAGUUCCUGUGGGGCCCUAGGGCCCACGCUGAGACCACCAAGUUGAAAGUCCUCAAGUUUUUUCUCAGAGAUUAUAGAAAGGAUCCCAGGUCUAUCCCAUCCCUGUUUCAAGAGGCUCUGAGUGAUGAGGAAGAGGGAGCCUGAACCAAGUUUCCCCCAGGCAUGUUUCAGGCCCACAUCUGACAUGAUGUGAGGCCAAUUCUUCUCUGUGUUUGAGAAGGGGGUAGUCAACAUUCUAGGUAGUGAGGCCCAGGGAAAGUUGGAGGAAUAAAGGCUGUAGUAUCUUUGGGUUUAGAAAUUUAUCCUUGAUUUGUGUCGAAAUUUUCAAAUGUUGUUCCUUUCCAUAGACGUUUCAGAAGCUUCAGUAUCUAAGUUUGUGAAUGACAUUGACCAUACAUUUAUUUGUACUAUCUAGUUCAAAAGAAAGAGUUUUGCUGUUGUGUAACACAAAUUGGGACACUUCCCAUCCUACUCUGUGAUCCCAAACUAGAUAAUAUGGCAUUGGAAAAAGAUUUCCUUGGAAAUGUGAAAGACCUCAUCGGUACAAACAAUGGGUUCACGAAACAAAAAUAAAAGCAAAAGGUUGUUAAUUCUUA
Molecule: messenger RNA, 1894 nt
Organism: Myotis daubentonii (Daubenton's bat)
Lineage: Eukaryota; Metazoa; Chordata; Mammalia; Chiroptera; Vespertilionidae
Product: melanoma-associated antigen 10-like
Biological process (GO): negative regulation of transcription by RNA polymerase II
Cellular component (GO): nucleus
Source: RefSeq, a predicted model, not a curated record